Molecule: messenger RNA, 8409 nt
Organism: Toxoplasma gondii ME49
Lineage: Eukaryota; Apicomplexa; Conoidasida; Eucoccidiorida; Sarcocystidae
Exons: 2
Coding region: 3947-6505 (852 amino acids)
Source: RefSeq, a predicted model, not a curated record
GCGGAGACACUUCAGCUUGGAGAGUCGAGUUCAAUUAAUCGGGUGAAGACACGACAAAAAUACAAGGCGGUCUCUCGAGUCCUUCACACCAGACUACCGACGAUAUGCGAGGCUGAAUCAAGUCCGCCAAAAAAAGCUAUGCCCGUCAACUUAAACAAGAAUAGUAUUGGUGGCAUUGCGGUACUUCCUGUGUUGGCUUGAGUUGUACAAACCAGUCGGCGUUUUUUCUAGAGCACCUGCUCUCAGUUGCGAAACCCGACACCAGGGAGAGAAACAGAACAUCGAGAACGAUGCCGACAGAACUACGAUAUUCUGCUGUCGCACAAUGAUCGCGGGAAUAAGCUCAUAUCCAACUGUCCUCAAAAGCACGCUUGCGUCAUGAAAAUGGCCAACCUAUUCAUUUAAAUGGAGUAGCAAUGUGCACUGUGUAUGUGUGCUCUUGUUUUUCCCUGAAUAUACCAACAUAUUCAAAUAGAGAUACAGUGGUUCUUACGACUGCUCGCACGAGGUCGCCUGUGCCUAAAAAGGGCAGCAGGUGACACAGAAUACGAGGCUGCCAGAAAACAGAAGACGUCAUGUUUGAUCUCGUCAACGCGAGGAAACUCAACGGAGUGCUUGAUAAAUCACACAUGAGAAAUCACCUUAGCCCAACUCUUCGUGAUACGAAAACAUGUCUACUACAACAACACGCCCUGAAACAGGCAAUGAAAUAUGCAUUAGUGUAGACGUUUAAUUUCGAAGAUAUCAACAACAAGCAGACAUCAAUUUCCCUUCAGGACGACUUAAAGGUUUUUUUUGCUUUUUGGAGGAGACGGCAACUGCACAUCACGGCCGAACACUCGAUGUUGUCACGACCUUGCACACAUGCUUGAAUGCUGGCCUUUCAUUUCGGUUGCUCUACUCUCAUCGCCGAUCUUUCCCACCCUUGAAAGGCUACGAGCUGAGCAGCACAGAGACUACAUCAAACUUCCUAGGUUCGUCCUGCUUCUCGUGUACCUCCUGUCCUCUCUUUCUUCCCUAAGCUCACUGCGGUCGAAAUGUUUUUGUACACAUCGACCGACGGGGUGCAGCCGGUUUGCUGGGACCCUGAUGUCUGUUAACAGACUGACUGGCAACUCCUGACCAGUGGAACGCACCAGCUUGUUACGUUUCUCUCCAGUGUCUCCGGUACUUCCCGUUUUCUCUAGGUGCGUUCCUCUGGUUCGUGCAUCGCUUCCCUGUUCCACCUCGCAGACAGCGCCAUGUUCAGAAACCGACUGCUGCGAUGCUGACACGCGUCGGGCUGGAUGCCUGUGCCGAAGUGGAGGGUAGGCGUUUUCUCUCUGGGGACGGCAGUUGCUUCGCGGAACAGAGCAGGACAAAUACCCCCAUGCAUCAAGUUCUUCCGAGUUUAAGCGUGUAAGCGUCUCUCCAUUCAACUCGUAUGCAUAUGCAAUUUCCUGGCUGUAACGUGGAUGCGCCACAGGCGAGGUUGCGAUGUCUCCUGACCUGGAGUCAGCGAGAAGUGAUUGCGGCCGCGAAAUCACAGGCUCACCGCAGAAAACCGGCAAACUGGUUGCAUCUUCAGCCCGCCGGAACUUCUUCUUGAUCGCUACAGCCGCGGCGCUGACAGCUAGAACCGUCGUGAUCAUCGUAUAGUCUAGGGAUAGAGCGCUACGUUUGUGUCUCAGAUCCACUGCAGUGGUCCGGUUGUACGGGAAAUGGGAACCAGCGAAAGUGACCGAGGAAGAGCCAGCAUAGAACAGCGGCACCGUCGUCGUUCGUUUUGAUAGUAGGGAAGGAACUGUCCGUGUUUCAGAUAACUCAUUCCCCCAUCCUCAAUGAAGAAGAGACAGCCGCAACCCUUCGCUAGUCUCAAGAUGCCAACAGGAAAAACCCCUUGGUUUCCUCCUACGUUCGCUCGCCGCGACGCAAAAGCUGGAAUGGAAAGCAUCAACGGGGUCCCCACGCAUGCCCGCGAGAAGGCUCCACCCAUAGAUGCGUAAUAGCAGAUGAGUUGCGACAAAGAAGUGCGACACACUAAAGAAAACCGAGAUAAUUAUUCAUCUCGUAGAACUAUCACAAACUGAGUGACACGACGGAUCGGCUAACGGACGGAACGGGAAACAGAUGCGGCACAAGGGAACACGCGUCUUUUUAUGCGAAUGACGGAAAAUUUGCGUCUCUCUUAACACAGAGACAUCAUUUUGAACGCAAGCUGAUAAAAGCAUACAACGGCUAGUAAGCACAUCUUGGCUGCGCCGCGAACGGGGGGAACUUGGCGGUUGGUAAAUACAGGACAAGAGCGUCUAAAACCAACCCUGAAGGCCAUGGGAAUGUAUUUUCAAGAUGUUCAACAGAACGCGAACAAACAGACGUAUCACAAAAAAGUUGUUUUUGCCAAUUUUCAUCGAUCUGAGAAUCCUGCGUGCUCACCCUUCGCCCAGUUUCUCAUCUGGGUUUUGAGGGAACACCGCGAGUGGCAACCACAACCAGCUGGGCUAGCGUGCGCGAUGAAAUCCGCCUACGAAUAACUUCAAAAGUCGCAUCUAUCUUUAGCAAAUUUCUGCCUACAAGGGACAGGUCAUCAUGGGAGAAGCAACCGAGAAAAUCCUGCUAACACACAUGAGCCCUCCUCAAGCAAGUCUCGUAGUCGGUUUGCUUGGUUGCCGGGAUCUAACGACAGACGACGUGUGCCUGCCUUAAGUUACACGGCUCUGCUACUAAGUGUGUUCCUUUAACAUAUGAAGUGCGACGGAACAAACGAGCAAAGUCGACGAAACAAGAGAAAGAGACCCAGUGCGUUUGAAGCCGAGGGAAAUUCCUCGCAGUUUGUCGCGUCUCAGAGAAAAAGCGGCGGGGGGCCGUUUGCGGAAAUGUGUUUCCUGUCUCGUCCACACUACACAGCGCGACUUGCGAGGCGCUCGUCUUGCACGAAAAUUACCAUCGUUCGAGGGCGAUGGAGAUACAGAGAAGUCCUUCUUUCGCAGUUGUUAAGUAGCUGGACCCUUCCGUCUCGGGCUGCGUUUCUCACUGUUUCACACGCUGUUUGCUUUGUCUGGAUUUCUCCCCUUUCAAGGGCCGAUCGCACCUAGAAAAAUACCGGUCAACCGGCUCGCAGCUCCGCUUGACAUCGUCCCUGAAUUUACUACCCUAGAAGGCGCUGAAAGUGACUACACCCAAAACCGGCGGCGUGUUAGAACAUUUAUGUCAUCCAUGGUUAAUCUAGAAUGACUAUCUGAGAGCUGAGCUGACGGGAAAGUAGCGAAAAGAGCAAAAGUGCGCGCGUAGGGCAGCCCGCAAUGCGGAAAUUGGCAGCACAUUUAGAGAAAGUCACCUCGCUUAAAAUCACUCGAGGGACAUGAACAAAGUUUUAUGUGAGCUCAGGAAAUGCAUUCACUUUUGCUUCUCCCCAGCUGCCACCAAAGAGUUUACCAGCGUUUCUUGGUGCGUGUCGACACUCUUUGGUGAGUCGUGAGGCUCAACUUUUCCGCACGCAUCAUCCACUUGUUGCCCGUACUCUAGACCCUUACACAGUUUCCCUUUUUUGAUUUUCUUUCGAGAACUCCACUCAAUUUCGUUCAAUAGAUAUCCACUCCGACAUUCCUUUGGGUUUUCAACAAGUGCUGUGGACUCGCUCCGCUACCUUUCGAUUCGCGCUCGUCCGGUGUGUCCUCAAUCUUUGUGCUCCCGUUUUUUCUUCUUUGCGACUUGCGCAUUCGAGCCAACUUCCGCCGUCUGUUGGACUUUGCAGGAUUUGGUUCCGACGAUCUUGCUUUCUGUCUUCCCCUCUUAUCAGAGAGAUCGACGUUCGUGUGCUGCGGAGGUAAACGUCUUGUGCGCGCCACUGCCCCGAUACUUUCUGCCAUCUUUCCUUUCUCUCUGUUUUCCGUUGUAAGAACCCCUCAGAAGGCAGACAUGCCCCUCUUCCCUGCGUCUUUCGCAAUCCCAGGCUUUUCUUGUCACCAUGGAUUUCUCUGCAGCCGCAAGGGUCUCGCAUUCGCGGCCUGCGGAGUGGGCUGCCGUCCACACCCCAGCAGAAGAACAAGCCAGCGAGUGGGGAACUGAGGCGAGUCUCCUGUCCGAGAAAGCCACCAGCAACUACCUCGGAGAACGCGCCAGUCCUUUCCUCUCAAGCGCCUGUACACACGCGACUUGUUUGCUUUUCGGGGAAUGCUCAUGUUGUACGUGGAGGAGCGGGAACAGGGAAAACGGCGUGAAAGAAGAGACGGAGAUGAGUGGACGACGUGAAGAGAAGUACCGCGGAAACACUACGAGAGGAGAGCUUCGUGGAGACCGCGAUAGCCAUCGAUUGGUUCUCGGCUCUGUAAAACUGUCCAAAGUUUCAGAAGCGGAAAUGGGAGACGUUUCGGAUGCCUCGGAGGGUCCUGAAACUGGUGGGGGGACACUUGUCUCCGGUAGUCUCAGCGAUGCAAGCGAAACGCACGCUUUCCCAGGAAAGCGCGCAAACUCUUUUCCUGCAGAAAACGUUUUUGUACGAGAGCGAAAUGGAGCGAGUGACACACGAGUCGCCUUUGUCUGUCUCCACGCCGCAUCUAUGCAUCCUGCCUCGGUCAGGAAAAAGCUCGAGAGAAGCUCGUGGGAGGAAAAGAAAUCCGAGGAAUGUGGGGACGAGGAAAGAAAGAACAGAAUGGAGACAGAGAGGGACACAGGUUCGAGGGGCCUCAACCCCCCCGAGGAGAUUUUGAAGAUCCGCCCAGAGGACGCGAGGAAGGUGUCACCGGGAGGUGCAGAACGAGGCUCAGGAGAGACGGGGGGGAAGAUUCCCGAUGAUAACAAACGACGAAUGCAAGAAGGUGGACUCGUGAAAGAAGAACAUGAAACGCCAAGUGACGAGACGACUAGAUGCUGCAGCCGAUGCAGCAGCACAGACAGAGAGAGUGCGUCGGAAGACGAGAAAGAAGCGGUGUCGCCAGAAGAGAAGACAGAACAUGGAGGCCCAAAUGAGGGCGGCAGCAGAGAGGAGAAGAAGCGACGCAUUCAGCCAGAAGCUCCUGACCUGCGCCCUACGAUCUAUUCGUCGACGCGAGAAAGCGAAGAUGAGACCGAGAGAGAAGGCGGCAAAGGCGAAACGUGGAAGGGGAAGAAAAGAGACACUUUAGGAGAGGACAAGAAAGUGGCUAAAAAGUCACAAAGGUGCAAUCCUCGACGCGCGUGUAGAGAAGGACAAGGACUGACUCCCUGUGGAGUCGAGUGGACCCGCCAGCUGAUCGCCGUUGCCAAAGAGCAAGCAACUCAACUCAUUUGGAGAACAAGGGAUUCGCCCUCGAUGCACCGGCUGCUCGUCGUAGUCCCCGAGGCCAAGGCCGGCGUAGGAUUGGGUCUGUUCCUCCAGGGAGACUUGCCGAGUUGCAACUGCCGCCUGUGGCUCGAGACUCUCUUAGAGUACGAAGCCCGGUCGCAGCGAAAGCGAACGAGGAAGGCAGAAGGCGAGGUAAACGGACGGAGACGGCGAGCUGUACAGACAGCUGAAAGAGCGUGCGCGGCCACGAUGGCAGUACCGCAGACAGGGGCCACAGCGGCGCCAGAACAAACGCAAGACCACAGCGUUCACGGAAAAGAAGACGACGACCGGCCCGACGGACGUCGAAGAAGAAGCAUUAGGAGGGAGAAGAGCGGGCGGGACGGUGACAUUCGUGAGGGAAGCACAAGGUGGGUGGCACAGGGAACAGAACGAGAGAGGCCGAAGGAUGCUGGUGGGGAGGUUUGUGAACGAAUGGUCGAGCGAGAAAGGCAGACAACAAAGGACCUUGAAGCGAACGAAGAGAGAGGCACGAGAGCAGAAAAGGGGAAGAAUUCAAGGAAUGCGAGGGCCAGCAGGGAAGGGAAGGCAAGCGACGGAGACGCAAACAUGAGUGCGCGAGAGUACACUGUGACAAAGAAAGGAGUUGAACGGCGAGGAGUUACCCAGCGUUCCUCUGUGGUCCGUGCAAGCAGCAAAGCGAACACCAGGGAGCACAACAAGGAAAGAGACGUGGAGAAGAAGGAGAAGGCAGAUAAAAACACAAAUGCAGAGAGACAGAAGUCCGCUUUCGUUGCACACACGAAGGACAGGGUUGGAGUACGCCGUGGACACGACGAGACGGGUCCAAGAAGGAAGAGGAAAGGAUGCACAGAAGACGAGAACUGGGAGAGAAAGUCGGACGAACCGACUCAAGAAAGAGACAUGAAACCAAUUGCACAGCUGCCCUGUGGCUGCGGCGAAGACGGAGAGUGCGGGGGGUUCCGUGUCCUCUGUUUUCGUGGAGAUGUCGUCCUCUCUGCUUACAACGAUUGCCGGAGAAAAAGUCUUUCGGCUCUCGCGCCUCUCUGUGCAGCCGAGACAGACUUCAUCUACUCUCCAGAGGAGAACCCUGGUACGCGUUCUGAGUAUGUGGUGGAUCUUGUUUCCGGUAGGUCAGUACCAGAGGAGACAAUCUUUUCAAGGGCGCACGAACUGUAUCCUUCCUUUUUCCGUUUCAAAGGUGCUUGCGUCUUCUUUUUGCGUCGCCGACGAGGCAGCUAGACAGAACGAAGUCGGGACGGCACCCGCAACUUUUGCUCUGUUUAACUCUGCUUUCUUAGAUCAGCACCUGGGGUGUAUAGAGCUCACUUUUGACGUUUUCCAAUUCUUGCGUAUGCCUGUUUCCACCUUGACCACCCUGAUGGCCUUACCGCGUUUUUGUGCUGGUUUUCGUCCACAGUCAGGCGCCGGCGGGCUUCAACAGAGGGGGGACGGACAUUCGAGCCCUUUGCAUGCUUGGACGUGGUUUAUGUUGGCUCUUUUCUCGGAAGACCAUUUUCGCGUUUGCUGCUUUUGCUCUUUGGCUGCAACCCUAUCCUCAAGUUCUCGUGAGUCGCCUUUUCAGCUGGAGUGUGGCGAUAGGCCAACUCGCCAGCCUGGAAGACUUGCAGACUGGUUCGCGUGCGUGCAGAUUUUCUGACCUGGUUCGGGUUUUCUUCUCUCAGGAAUUGAGCCCGCAAGUCACCUGAGUCCGGCCUUCACGCUGGCGUCUCUCGACAUCCCGUUUAGUUUCCAACUGCAGGCGGACGGCUACUUGAAGACCGAUCUUGCCGACGAAGUCAAGGCUAUUUUCGGGAACCACUACUGCGCCCGGCACUGCCACGGAUUCUUCGAUAUCAACCGCGAUAGCAUUCCCUGCAUUGUGGUGAGUGGCGCGAAGCUAUCGGGACGGAGCAGCCUUCUGUCCGAGUUUAGGUUUCUGCCUCACCCGAGCGAAGAAGCCGCUCUUAACCGGUAGACCAACCGGUAGACCCUGGGUUCGAUUCCCAGGCAACGCAACUUCAAGUUUAUAAAACGCAAAGACAAACGAACUUGAUAAGGUUCGAACAGCGCGUAUCGAUGGCAGAGAAACACAGUCGCUUUUAAAGAAAAAAAAGAUUUUCUUCUUUGUCAUUGUGCUACGCUUGCCACGACCGUUUCUCUAGACCGCUAAAGAGAAGGAAACAGAUCGACUAGGCGUCCUCUCUUCAAGGAGCAGUGCCUGUAGCAUCCCAGAAAUUAUUCCGACGGUAGUACAUAUUUGAGGAAGGUAAUGGCUAUAUUCAGUAGAUGUAAAACGAAACCAGGCAUCUAUCAGUUCCCUUGCUGCAGCCGCGACUGUUCCACGAGGACCGUGGCCGUGACCGAGAAGCAAUCGGAGUGAAUAGAACGGGUUUCUCUUUGCUUUCUUUGUGUACUAAUUAGACAAGACCGGGACGAAAGCUGUCGCGAGGUCCCUUCGGCGUGUUCUAUGGAUGGCGGGGAAUGCGAAGUUUCCCUUGCGCACACGUUGGGUGCGCUCACAUUUGUUCCCGCACCUGCAGCUGCUAUGAAGAAGAGGCUCUCUGGAGGAUUUGCUGGAGGAAACACCAGCGUCUACCUUUACCAGAGACCCCGCUGGAACUGCAGAAAAGCGGAGAGCCCGAAAAGAAGUGAAACUCCGGGAGAAAAAAACGCUGGAACAACAGCUUCUCUGGGGACACGUCGAGACGCAGGAAGGAUCAAUAAUGUCCCUUUCUUCUCGGAGAAGCACACACUUUCAGAAGUCCUCGUUUUUUGGAGGUCGUCGCUCACAUUUCGAAGUCCUCAUUUUGCUCUAGUACACACAGACGGUCAUUGUGCCAAAUGGCGCUUUGCUUAAUUUGAGAGAACGCGCAUGUACGUACUACCUGUGUGCUCUGAGAUUCUCUCUGGGCGCAUGAGGGACGUAGUGUCCAUGACAUUUUUGAAUGCGUUUUUAUGAUAAAAGGCUUUUAUUUUGUCCGCGAACCUCGUGGCCACGAAGGCAAUUUGGGCAUAGCACUUUCUUAGAUGUCCUUAUCUAGGUACGCGAGUGACUGUAUUUGUCUUGGAGUAUUAUCCGUGUUAAUCUAUUGGCGAAUGAACAGACUCAGCCAACCGAAUAUGUGUCGUCCCGAUAAAAGCCG